Pezoporus flaviventris is the source of this 1791-nucleotide messenger RNA. It is a transcript of the gene USP39, whose product is annotated as ubiquitin specific peptidase 39. Gene Ontology annotation, molecular function: zinc ion binding; cysteine-type deubiquitinase activity. NCBI's taxonomy places the organism in Eukaryota, Metazoa, Chordata, Aves, Psittaciformes, Psittacidae. Gene Ontology annotation, biological process: mRNA processing; protein deubiquitination; spliceosomal complex assembly. The record is from RefSeq and is a predicted model, not a curated record.
AUGCGCCGUGGUGCCGCCGCCGCGCCGCCCGCGGGAGCGGCGGGGCCCGGGCUCCGGUUCCGGCUCCGGUUCCGGUUCCUCCCGGAGCCGCCGGGACGCGGACGCGGAGCGGGGCCGGAGCCGGCGGGAGGCGGAGCGGGAGCGCGGCCGGCGGGAGGCGGCGGAACCGGGCCUCGACCUCCCCUCGGAUCCCGCCCGGCCCAAGCGGGAAGCGGGGCCCGGUGCCAGCGGCCUAGCGCGGGGCAAGCGGGAGCGGGAGCCCGACGGAGACUCCGAGCCCGAGCCGGAGCCCACGGUGCGCUAUGGCCAUAUGGCCGCUUCGACCCCGAGGACCAGCGCAGCCGGCACUGCCCCUACCUGGACACCAUCAAUAAGAGCGUGCUGGACUUCGACUUCGAGAAGCUCUGCUCCAUCUCCCUGUCCCACAUCAAUGUGUACGCGUGCCUCGUGUGCGGGAAGUACUUCCAGGGCCGGGGGCUGCGCUCUCACGCCUACAUCCACAGCGUGCAGCUGAGCCACCACGUGUUCCUCAACCUGCACACGCUCAAGUUCUACUGCCUGCCCGACAACUACGAGAUCCUGGACUCCUCGCUGGAGGACAUCACGUACGUGCUCAAGCCCACCUUCACCGCCCAGCACAUCGCCAGCCUGGACAAGCAGGCCAAGCUCUCCCGCGCCUACGAUGGCACCACGUACCUGCCGGGCAUCGUGGGGCUCAACAACAUCAAGGCCAAUGACUACGCCAACGCUGUCCUGCAGGCGUUAUCCAACGUGCCGCCGCUGCGGAACUACUUCCUGGAGGAGGAGAACUACCGCAUCCAGCGCCCGCCCGGGGACAUCAUGUUCCUGCUGGUGCAGCGCUUCGGGGAGCUCAUGCGGAAGCUCUGGAACCCCCGGAACUUCAAGGCCCACGUCUCGCCCCACGAGAUGCUGCAGGCCGUGGUGCUGUGCAGCAAGAAGAGCUUCCAGAUCACCAAGCAGGGGGAUGGGGUGGAUUUCCUGUCCUGGUUCCUGAACGCACUGCACUCGGCGCUGGGCGGCACCAAGAGGAAGAAGAAAACCAUCGUCACCGACGUGUUCCAGGGCUCCAUGCGCAUCUUCACCAAGAAGCUGCCUCACCCGGACCUGCCGGCCGAGGAGAAGGCGGCGCUGCUGCACAAGGCCGAGUACCAGGAGCUGAUGGUGGAGUCCACGUUCAUGUACCUGACCCUGGACCUGCCCACGGCGCCGCUCUACAAGGACGAGAAGGAGCAGCUCAUCAUCCCCCAGGUGCCCCUCUUCAGCAUCCUGGCCAAGUUCAACGGCGCCACCGAGAAGGAGUACAAGACCUACAAGGAGAACUUCCUGAAGCGCUUCCAGCUCACGCGCCUGCCCCCGUACCUCAUCUUCUGCAUCAAGCGCUUCACCAAGAACAACUUCUUCGUGGAGAAGAACCCCACCAUCGUCAACUUCCCCAUCACGAACGUGGACCUGCGCGAGUACCUGUCGGAGGAGGUGCAGUCCGCGCACCCCAACACCACCUACGACCUGGUCGCCAACAUCGUGCACGACGGGAAGCCCACGGAGGGCUCCUACCGCAUCCACGUCCUGCACCACGGCACCGGGAAGUGGUACGAGCUGCAGGACCUGCAGGUCACCGACAUCCUGCCCCAGAUGAUCACGCUCUCGGAGGCCUACAUCCAGAUCUGGAAGCGGCGUGAAGAGGAUGAGACCAACCAACAGGGAGCCUGAGCCCCCAUGGACACCCAGAGGAAGACCACCUGGGGACACCCAGGACCCCCCCUUGGGGUC